Messenger RNA from Drosophila melanogaster (fruit fly), 783 nucleotides. RefSeq lists its product as uncharacterized. The coding region runs from base 82 to 348 and encodes 88 amino acids. The transcript has a single exon. NCBI's taxonomy places the organism in Eukaryota, Metazoa, Arthropoda, Insecta, Diptera, Drosophilidae. The record is from RefSeq and is marked reviewed.
ACAGCCCUUCGCCGCUUUUAAGCCAAGUCUAAUAUCAAUUGCUUUGCCAGCUAACCAACAUAACCAACAAUAACAUCAAAGAUGAAAUACCUGUUCGUGGUUGCCCUUAUUGCCCUGGCCAUCCAGGUGGCUUCAUCUUCUAGUAAUACAACAACAACUGAUGCCACCACCACAACAACAACCACCACUGCAGCAUCGACCACAACAACAACAACGGCCGCUUCCACUCACAAAAAGCUUUGUUGGAGGGGCAACAACUGGUGCCACACCCGCAUUCCCAAGCGGAAGUGCAAGAACCCAAAGAGGUGCCACAAGACCAUCGUGAUUGUGACCCACAGGAAAAAUUAAGCUGCACUAGUAGUUUUUGAAAUAAAGAAAUUCUUUUUAAAAGAAUUUUGCCUAAUAUUUUCAUUUUAUCUAUAAAAUUAUUUUAAGUAGUAUUUGUACCCUUAACUCAUAACGCAUAGUAAAUGGGUAUGCAAUGUGUGUUUAAAAGUAGGUAACACUUAAAAAGUUUUCGAUCCUAUUGUAUUGUACACAUAUGCCUUAUCAGAAUAUAUAGCCGAUUUAGUCUAUCGGUCGCCAAUUUUCUAAAGAAAUAGUUUCAUCGCCUUUAAAUUGCAAAAAAUUGCCUUUACAUAUAUUUUCGGAAUAAAAACAUUCUACUUCAUUUUCCACUAGACACUUGUGCAAGCUAAACUCUGAGUAAUAGGUAUCUGAUAGUCGAGGAAUUGGACUUCAGCUGUUUCUCUUAUUUUAUUAUGAAUUUAAAGAAUAAUAAAU